ACUUGAGCAUCACGGGUCCACGUCCCAUAGCGGAAUCCAUCUGAAGUCAGGUCAAGCAACACCUCCAGUGUUGUAGUCCGACCACACGACACCGUCCUCAAACCAAGCAUCGAUCCACUCGGUAAUCUGGGAUGAAGUAACAAACGAAGUGAAAUAUCCGAAAUCGACCACCUCCAACCGCACGAGGCAUCCAACUGCCAAAUCCCAGAAAUCAAACCGUCACAAUGAACCGCUUCAGAGGCAGAAAGAAGACCGCCAAGGAUGACUUGCCAGCCCCUCCCCGACCAUCGGUCGAGUCCGAGUCAUCCAGCCCAUUCAAGAUGUUUGGAAAGAACAAAAAGUCCCAGGAAGAGGAACCCAAGCCAGAACUCGACCUCGCUGCCGCCCUUCCUCCCAGCGAUGAUUUCAGAACCAGUCUUCUCAUGACCGGCCUGUCGGCACGGUUCUCCAUGCUGCGUGAGCAAGAUGACCCUAACACUAAGGUUGGAAAGGCCAGUGACGACAGCGUGCUCUACCCCAACAGACAAUCGAGACUGAUGGACUUUGGAUUUCCUGGUGGCCUCAGUGACAUUGCUGAAGUCGAAUCAAUUCGGGCACCCUUUGCUCGGACCAGCUCCUACCAGUCAGAUGAUGCUGCCUCAACAUCAGGCGGCAGCAUGAUGACCCGUGGCAAACCAAUUGAAGGAAACAAUCUCUUCGGUGGACGACAGAAGAUUUACAAGAUUGCUGCCAAUGGCGGAAAGAGCGGCGCUACGGCCGGCCGAGCACUCUAUGACGACGAUGUUUCCCAAUCUGCUUUCCAGAAGUGGCGACAAGCAGAGAGGGAGAGGCAAUCCUCAGAAGAGCCUCGCCCAAGCGAUUCCCCAGAACCAGAGCCUGCGCGACCAGAGUCACCUCCCCAGUCCGAGUACAACCGACGACGGGAGACUAGCUCAACAACAUCAUCCGUUCCCUCGGCGGCGCGCAAUUCCACAGCUGCCACCUCCACCACUUCCUCACAGCCCGCUCCGUCUGUAAAGGACUGGCAAUCCGCUACAGCUGCGGCGAACCCGACCCCACCAAUGGAGCGCAGUGUUACCCGGACACGAAGACUCUAUGAGCAGAGUCUGAACCAGGACCUCCAUAACCAACAAACAUCAUCCGUCUCCAGAAUCGACACCCUCUCGAGACAGCGAAACUUUGGCAACAGAACGCCAGACCUCACCCCAACCGUCCCUUCGCCAGCGAGCGCAACCUUUAGUGAUCGAUUUGCCAAUAGUCGGUCGCUCCUCAACAAAGCCAGUGCGCCGAAUCUACGAUCUUUCAGCCCCCCGACCACUGUCUCCUCCCCCAUGGAUCCGCAAAACAAGUUCGAAGAGCGAACUUCCUUUGGUGCUACUCCCCCUCUUAGCCCGCCUAUUAGUGAGACUGGAGAGCCCCAAUCCCUCUCGUUCCAGUUCGCGGAGAGGAACAAGCCCGCAGUGGCGAGUGGGCCUAACAAGCCAUCACUGUAUGACGAAUCAAGGUAUGCCCAACGCCAAAUUCAACUCCAGCAUGGUCGCGAGACCCCCACCAAUCUCUUCCGACCUGAGUCGAGCGCCUCUAUUCCCACAACCAGGUCACGAUCGCCCUCAACUCACCGGGGGCCUUUUGAAAAGCAUGACUCCACCUCGUUCAAGACCAAGCCUGUAGCCAAGGAGGAACCUCAGACCUCGACUUUUUUUGAUGACGACGAAGAUGAGCUACCAAUCGAAGUUAACUAUACUCGCCCAGAAGUGCUGGCACCGCAAGUUACUGUCGAGCGCCCUGCCGACCAUGAGCACCCUGCUUUCAGAUCAUCAGCAGCCCCUACGCCCUUGAUACUCGAGAGCAAGCGCGGCGACAAGAGCGAGUCUCCCGAGGACUCACCAACGUUGGGGCCGACAUCAGGAGGUUUGAGUGGAAUGGUGCGUGCGCAUUUGCGACAUGACAGUGGUGCGUCUUCCAUCUACGACAAUGGACAAAGUGACGAGGACCUGGCUUCGCGGUUCCCCCCGGAGCGCAGUGAAGUGCGGAGUUACGAUUCUAUGGCAUCGAAGUCAAACCCUUGGGACUCCAUCGAGAGAGGUGUGGAAAUGUCGAUGGAUAGUGAUUUGCCCAGCCCGACGGUAUCUAAGUCGUCGAUGGACCAUCAGCAGCGUCGCCGUGAAGUUCCAUCUUCUGCCCACGAUUCGAAGAUCGACUUGGACGGGGACAAAGACAAAGACACGGAUGACUUCGCCAGGCAUCUUGCGGAUGGCGCACGACGGGUUCGGGAGAGGCUAACAUCCUACGUCGAGUCUGAUAGUGGUAGCGUGGUGCCAACUCCUCCACCAGUUUCAGAACUCCCUCCUCCGCCUCGUCCGAACGCACUGGGAAUUCUCAAGGCCAAGUCCAGCCGAGGCUCUUUGGUUGAUAGGACCCGGGGUGAGCGCGAGAACCUUGGGCAAAUGAAGGCCAAGAAGUUGCUUGGCCUUGGUGGUCCUUCGCCAGCCCCCGGUUCUGCACCCCGGCCGGGCUCGUAUGAAGCCGCCGAGGAACAACAGAAGCAGGAGCAGUACCAGCCACAGUCAGACGACACGUACGAAGACGAAGGCCGCUCCUCAAUCGACAAGGAGAAUGUCCACGCAGGUCUCAAGGCCUUCCGACAGGCCCGUCGAGAACUCCAGAGGAUGAAGGAGCAGGAGGUCCAGGCACGGUACCAGGGGCCGCCACAAGGUGCACCGCAGCAGGGUGCACAGCAAGCACCUCAACAGGCGCCGCCGCACGCGCUUCAGAACCCCCCUCAAACUCGAGAUCGCGCCCCGAGCAUGCGAGGACCUGGCUCUCGCCAACAGUCCCAAGAGCGAAGACCCCCACCUGUUACCUACAACCGAAUGCCGAGUGAGGAAUCGCGGAAUGGUGGUGGCUCUCGAUCUGGGUCUCGUGCCCCAUCCGAGCGAGAUAGAAGUGGCUCCGAAACUAGCAAUGGUGGACGAUCUGGCAGUCGGCCAGCACGACUCCGAAACGGCUCGGUCCCACGCGAGGACUACCACGGACCGAUGGGUUCACCUUCUGGACCAAAUGGAAUGCCCCGACAAGGCCAGAUGAUGAGGGGGCCUCAACUGCCUAGCAACCCGUCUCCUUCGCGCUUCAACCGGUUCGGUGAACCGUCACCAAACUUGAACAUCAAACCCCCCUAUGGUUACGACCACGGCCAGCCGUCGCCAAUUUCCCCGAUGCAGGGAGGCCAGUCUCCUUACGGCCCCGGCCCGAACUCUCAACGGCCCUACGGCGCACAACCGGGGAAGAUGGACCAGGAACCAUCAGCAAGGCGUAUGAUGCGACCCAGGGAUACCUCGGACCCCCCGAUGGUUUCACCAGCUGCACAGGACCCAAUGGGCAAGCGAGACGGACACCGCGGUGCGCCAACACACCAGAACGGCAAUGUGGUGGCACCGCCUCUGCCUCCCAUCAACCCGCGACGGAAGACCAACAUUAUGGCAGACUACGUACGCAGGCCUGAUGAUGGGAUCCCAAUGAAUGGGAGCCGCAUGCCCAUGAGCCCCGUUAGCGGAGAUGAAGGACGCGGCACCCAUGGAGCGUUUGCGCCUAGUGACGACGAGGGUCCUGCAACUUAUCGAUCAAGGCUUCGAAAGGCUGCCAGCGAGGCCAACGGAAUGAACUCUCGGGCACGAUCUCUUCGCAACAGUCCCCCGCACCCAAUGGCUCCUCCACCUCUGCCAUCAAGCAUGACUGGGAACGGGCUGCCAGGGGGCAUGAUUUAAUUCUUUCUUGAUAACCGCCAUUUUUUUCUUGGCCUAAUUUCCACAACUUCUACAUGAGCUACAUGACGACGAUACCAUUCGACCCUCG
Messenger RNA from Ilyonectria robusta, 3852 nucleotides. RefSeq lists its product as uncharacterized. The transcript has 2 exons. Lineage: Eukaryota; Fungi; Ascomycota; Sordariomycetes; Hypocreales; Nectriaceae. The record is from RefSeq and is a predicted model, not a curated record. Bases 225 to 3764 code for a protein of 1179 amino acids.